Messenger RNA from Drosophila yakuba, 9155 nucleotides. RefSeq names its product probable lysine-specific demethylase 4B. Gene Ontology annotation, molecular function: histone H3K36 demethylase activity; histone H3K9 demethylase activity. Gene Ontology annotation, biological process: chromatin remodeling. The record is from RefSeq and is a predicted model, not a curated record. NCBI's taxonomy places the organism in Eukaryota, Metazoa, Arthropoda, Insecta, Diptera, Drosophilidae. The transcript is spliced from 9 exons. Bases 2363 to 7885 code for a protein of 1840 amino acids. Gene Ontology annotation, cellular component: nucleus.
ACGACGUCAUCGCCAGUUGUUGUUGCUGUUGUUGUUGUUGCUGCUGCUGUUGGUUCCUGUUUUCGCUUUUUACCGUUCAGUCAAUGACCACAUUGUGUACACAACUGCACUGUUAGUAUGCGUGUGUGUGUGAGCCAUUCCUGCCGGAAGUUGAAGCCGCCUGGUCAUUCUCGCUGCUUUGCUGCAAGCUCUCUCUCGUUCGUCCCUUUCCGCUCUCUCUGCGUUAUGCCUGAGUUGCUUUGGAGAAACAAGUUUUCAGGACAGGAUCCUUGGACACCCCGCCACUUUUUGUUUCUUUCGUUCAAAGUCCUGCCGUGCAGUGUGACCGUUCUGUUGUGCUCUGGUCACGCUUUGAUCCUGCCGUUGGCCGCUCCCCCAAGCUCCAUUUUUCCAUAGGCGUCGCCCGGCUAAUGACACGUUGUAAAUUAUACUACCACAAGGCAUUCCUUUCGCCGUUUCAAGCUGCUGUAAUUACUCAGCCCGGUUUCCUUUUUCCUUUUUAGUCCCUCUCCUUCGCUCCACGUCCUGUUUUAAUAUUUCGCGUCGGUUUUUGUAUGGGUUUUCUGCAUACAGGAUGCAAGAAACCUUGUUAUCGAAUCGCUAUCACGUAAUUGCUCGCUGCAGUUGCAGAUGUGCUAAUUUGUAUUCGCCAAGCGCAUAUGCCAUUAAAUUGUACAUUAUAAGGGAUUUAACAAAUUAUACUUCUGCGCUUUUGGGAAAUUAAUGUCCUUAACAGUUGCUACAAUAUAACAUUUUCUUAUUACCGAAAUGAUUGGGAAAUAUAAUUGGGGGCGGUAUAACUUAAGGCGCAUAAGGCGGUCGGCUUAAAGUGACGUCCUUAUUUAGCUGGUACAAAUAUCUGCAAACGAAAUAUGACCUCAUAAAAUGUAAGGCGAGCUCAAGCAAUAUAAUGAGUACGAAUUUUGAAAUCGAUCAAUAAAAUUGUUUACUCUGUAUAGCACGAAUUAAAUGGGAAUUUUGUAGCAUACAAGUAAACAAACAAACGAGCCUUGCUCUUAGCCCUAUUUGUUGGUUUUGCAAUAAUUAUAAAAAUAUGCAAUUAUUAAGUACGAGGCACACGAAGCCGUCUCAAGUGGAUCCUCAACCUCUAACCUCUGCCGCUGUCGUUUACCUACGAACGAUCGCUGGCGAUCCGGGAUCAGUAAGUCCUAGAUUAGAUCUUCGCCAAAAUCCGAAAUCCGUGCCAGGACAAUGCAUAAUGAGGAUUAAGUCCUUUGCGAUUUCUCUAACUGCUUACUGAGAUGCAGAGAACGAGAGAGAUGUCCUGACUGCAGAAGAGAGCGUUUCGCAUGGCGAAUGCAUUUUUCCUUUUGCCACAUUUGCUUUUCGCAAUAAAACUAAAGAGCAGAAAAAAAGGCAUUGUUCGAACCACGGAUGAAUAGAGGAAAAAGGAGGAGCGGUUAAAACUGCCAGUUUUCCACACGGCUUGCAUUUCCCUAUCCACAAUUAUCCUGUCAAACUUGUUUGCGCCGUCUCCCUCUUGCUCUACACCAAUUUUCCUUUCGCAUUAUGCUUUGACCAGAGCAUUCGCAUUAAAAGGACAACGCUCUUGUGCGACGUGACUGUGUGUGCGUGAGCGUGUCUGUGUGUGCGCGCUUUGGUGUGUGUGUGUGUGUGAGUGCGAGCGAAGAGCGAGUUCUUUCGACGCCUGCGUCGCCAUCGUCCUGGCAUCGAAUUGCCGUUCAGUCGACGCUUGCCACUCAGACCGCUCAGACAUGUCGCGCCCGUCGUGAGUGCCAGUUAGGAGUCCACAUACAUAUACAUAUAUAUAAAUAUACAUCCUCGAAUAGAGAGAGAGCAGCAGCCAUCAAGUCGAAGACUGUGUAAAACGCAAAACAACGACGCCAUCAGAUGUUGCAGGAUAACAUAAAUUAAUAUCAAUCACGCAGCAAAACCAAAGUAUUCUACCUAAAUCAUUCUACAAGAAUAGCAAAACCCAAAAAAAUAGUGCUCAAGUGUAUCGUAAAACAUCAAAUUGUGCAAAUUAGUUACAGUUAGUUAAAAAGCAGAAAAAGUUUCAUAUGCAAAUACACAAUAAAAUAAUGUGCAAUAAACUACCAAUCAAUUCAAACAAAAGCAAAGCAGCAGCAUCCGGAACAACAGUCACAUCCAGCAGGAGUUGCUCAUAUAGUUACAAAAGUACUUUUGACAUUUUGUUGGGAUUUACGCACGGCGAGCAUCGAAUAAACUAGAGAAGCAGAAACAAAAAAAACCCAUCAAAGCACAUCACAAUUCCAGAUCGAAGCGCCCGAGCUGUGAGAGAAAAGUGUCUCGGCUCAAAGAUUUAAAAGUCCGACAACAGGUCGGAAUUGAAAAAGGAAAGAGAAAAGCUGAGACGAAAAUGAAAAUGUCAGAGGUGCCACGCAUCAUGGUCUUUCGACCCACCUGGGAGGAGUUCAAGGACUUUCCCAAGUAUGUGGCCUACAUGGAGUCACAGGGCGCCCACAAGGCCGGUCUGGCCAAGGUGGUGCCACCGCCGGAAUGGGUGCCCCGUCGCAGUGGGUACGCCGAUCUCGAUGCCCUGAAUGUCACGAUUCCGGCGCCCAUAUGCCAGGUGGUGACCGGCAAGCAGGGCUACUAUCAGCAGAUCAACAUACAGAAAAAGCCACUCACAGUGAAGCAGUUUAGCGAGCUGGCCAGCACCGAGCGCUACGCCACACCCAAACACUUUGACUUUGAGGAUCUGGAGCGCAAGUACUGGAAGAACAUAACAUAUGUGGCGCCCAUUUAUGGGGCAGACGUUAGCGGAAGCAUCACAGACACCGACCAGGAUAGCUGGAACAUCAACCGGCUGGGCACUAUUCUUGACUAUGUCAACAAGGAUUAUAACAUCCAGAUAGACGGCGUGAACACAGCUUACUUGUACUUUGGCAUGUGGAAGACGACUUUCGCAUGGCACACGGAGGACAUGGACCUCUAUUCCAUCAAUUACUUGCACUUUGGGGCGCCAAAGACGUGGUAUGUGGUGCCGCCGGAGUGUGGUCGCAAACUGGAGAAGGUGGCCAACCAAUACUUUCCGGCCAGUUACAAGAACUGCAAUGCAUAUUUGCGCCACAAGAUGACGUUGAUUUCACCACAGAUUCUCAAGCAACACGACGUGCCCGUCAGUAAGAUCACGCAGGAGGCGGGCGAGAUCAUGAUCACGUUUCCGUUCGGCUACCAUGCCGGCUUCAAUCACGGCUUCAACUGUGCCGAGUCCACGAACUUUGCCAUGGAGCGCUGGAUCGAGUACGGCAAGCGGGCGGUGCAGUGCACCUGCAGCAACGACAUGGUCAAGAUCUCGAUGGACACAUUUGUCAAGCGCUUCCAAAGCGAUCGCUACGAUCUGUGGAUGGAGGGGCGUGACGUGGGGCGGCAUCCGGAGGAUCCGCCAAAUGGGGUGCCCAGUGCAGCUCCCCUGCCACCGCACCUCGAUGUCCUGCUGUGUGAUAAAAAAAUGAAAAAGCAAUGCAAUCCCACCAAAGCCAAGAGUUUCAAAGAGCGUAAUCCCGAUCUGGACCUGGAUGAAAUCCAGCAGAAUCCCAACGUGCCCGACGACGUCAAGGCCAUGCUAAAGGAGAGCGUUCUAACGCUGGACACGGGCGAUUUGGCCACGGAUGAGGCUGAUUUUCCCAACGAGGAUGCCAUGAGUCUACAGAGUCCGGCGGAUCUGAAGACCAAGCAGGAGCUGCUUGAGUACAUAGACGACGGCACAGAAGAUGAUGAUGAGGAGGAGGACUUCAAGCGGCGCAAGCAGAAGCGGCGCUACGAUGCCGACUACGACGACGAUUGGCUGGCGUCCAAGCGCAAGAGUAACUCGCGAAACAGUCGCGGUCGUAGUCCGCGCACCAAGGAUGACCGUUCCAUAUCGCCAGCCUCCUCCACUUCUUCGACGUCGCGGGGCGCAAGGCGUGGCAAGGCCAGCGGCACGCCCCGAAAGACUCCUGCACGGCGGAAAAAGGACGCUAGUGCCACAUCUCCGGCGGUCACUUCUGCUGCAACUGCUGUAAAAACACCCACAUCAGCCGUGACAGCUGGAACAUCACCAGCCACAAACACAGCAACAGCAGCAGCAGAUGGCGGAGGAGAUGCCAAAAAGGAGCGACAGUCGCUGCAAUUUAUGCAACAAUCGCGUAAAUUUGAGGGCAAGAUACCAAAACUAAGUCAAAGUCAAACGAGUGCAGCAGCAGCAACAGCAGCCACGGCAGCAACAGAAGCAUCCACAUCCAAGUCUAGUCAAGAGCAGCAGCAACAGAUUGUCUACGUCAACAUGUUGCCCGCGGCCAACACCCUGAAUGGCAUUCCACAGCAGCAGCAGCAGCAAUAUGCGAGCACGGAUGGCAAUGUCUAUCAGCUGCAAAAUGAAAUACUCUGUGAUGCGAACGGACAUGCCGUGACUGCCGCCACGGCUUCAUAUCAAACUACGGCCAGUAGUCCGCAGCAGCAGCAUCAGCAGCAGCAGCAACAGAAUGUUGCAACCAGUGUUGCCGACAAUGUGGUCACAACUAUUAGUUCGUCCUCCAUCCUGCACACGAACGCCAACACCAACGGAGUGGACACAAUCGCCGCCACACAGCAGCUGCAGCAGCAGCAGCAACAACAACAGCAACAACAACAGCAGCAACAACAACAACAUUACCACUAUAUCACCACCACCGGCGAGGAUGGACAAACCCCGACCACCAUAGUGUUCGAGAACUACAACGGCGGCAUGCCAGCGGUCAGUUCCGCCGCACCAACGCCCGUUCCCGUGUCGCAGGCCAACUCAGCCGCUACGACGACCACCACGGCGCUGGUUAACACGGACGGCACGAUCAUCGAGUUCGAUGGGAGCACGUACGAGGAGUACCACGUACUCAAAAGCGAGCCCGGCAGCAGUGAUUGCCUGAGCAACGGCAGCAGUGCCGUGGCCGCCGACAUAAUCAAGUACGAUCCCCAGCACGGAGUCGUUGGCGACGAGGAGGACGACGAGGAGAACGGCUUGUUGCAGGUGAAGUACGAGGAGCAGAGCCUCGAGCACGAUCCGGACAACGAGCACGAUGCGGACCAGGAGCACGAGUACGAGGAGUUCCAGGUGAUCAAGGCCGAGGUAGAGGCCGAGGCGGCGGAGCUGGCAGCCGGCACCACCAGCUACACGAUCAGUCAGGACCAGCCGGCACCGGGCACCCCGGUGCUGUCCUCCAUGGUACCCAAAUCGGGAUCGGCGGCGGCCGCCAAGCAGAAGCGCAAGCGCAAGACGCGCGUCAUCGCCGACGACGAGCAGGGCGAGUACCUGGAGAAGAUGAGUGUACGUGGCCUGGACAUUGCCCGCUACGAGCACAUCAUCGACGGCGUGGCCUACUGCCUUGUCUGCGCCAAGAACGACAUUUUUAAGACGUUCAAGAACAAGUACAGCUUCCAGCGACACGCCUACCUCUUUCACGAGGGCCAAAACCGCAAGAUAUUCGCCUGCCCCAUCUGCAACAAGGAGUUCUCGCGUCCGGACAAGAUGAAGAUGCACAAGAAGGACAAGCACGGCGACGUGCCCAUGCCGCCAUCGGCCACCACGACUCCGCUGAAGGCUGACGGUCCGCCGGCCAAGCGGGCGCGCAACUCGCGCACGCCGCGCGUUCGCAAGUCGAAGGGCGGCGAUGGCAGUACGCCAACCAAGAAGCGGCUGGCGCAGAUCGACAGUGUCCUGGACGACGUGCAGAAUGGAGAGUCCCUCACCAUGGCGCCGGUCAGCGUGAGUCACUCCCAGCAGCAGCAGCAACAGCAGCAACCGAUGCAGCACAGCAUCACAACGCUGGCACCCACGACGCCGUCGCAGCCGCAGCAUCAGCUGCAGACGCUGCCCUCGCUGGACUUCAGCGGCAUGAUUCUGCCUGGAGGCGCACAGCUGGCACUGGCCAAUCCGGGCGCCACCAGCUCCGUGGGACUGCAUCGAGGACCAGCCACGCCGAAUGGUCAGCCGGCGGCGCCCACCACCACGCUGAUCUACUCGAACCAACUGGAACUGCAGCAGGCGCUGCUGCAACAGCAGCUGCACGGCCAGAGCAUCAUGAUCCAGGAUCAAGCCGGCAACCUGGUGCCACUGCAGCUGGACGGAACCCAGGCGAUAUACACGACGGCGCCGCAGGCUCAGCGCCAACAGACCACGGCCACAUAUCAGACGACGCAGCAGCAGCAGCAACAACCAGCGCAGCAGCCUGCCAGUCAGGCGCAACAGCAACCCCACUACGAGUUGGACAACGUGACCUAUUUGAGCUCCACGGCGGCGGCCACUCCGACGUCAGCCGAGCAGCAGCAGCAGCAGCAACAGCAGCAGCAGCACGUGAUCGGCACGGUGCAGAGCUAUCAGAUCCUGACGCCCGACGGCCUGCAGAACUUCCAACCUAAGCUGGAGGCGGCCGAGCUAGGCGACCUGUGUCCCUACUCGCAAUACACCUUCACCACGCACGCCGGAGCGCAGCCCACGCUGAAUGCGAACGCACUGGACGCGCAGACCCACCAGCCGCAGCAGCACCACCAGCCGCAGCAGCACCACCACCAGCAGCAACACCACCAGCAGACGCAACUACUGCAGCAACAGCCAUUCGCCACGCACCACAAUCCGCACCAGCAGUUCAUGGAGCUGAAGAACGAGCUGCUGAUCAAGGGCGGUGACGCCUACACCCUGGACACCGCCUCCAUGUACCACCUGCCCUUCUCGCCCACCUCGAUGAUCAAUGCGGUGAACGAUGUGAACACCUCGUCGCUGCUGGAAACCAAAGAAAUUAGCAGCAGCAGCAGCGGCGGCAGCAGCACCAACGCCACUAGCAACACUGCCAGCAGCAACAGUGCGUCCGCCGUGGUGAGCAGCAGCGCGAGCAAUGGCCUCAAGCCGGCGGCCAAGAAGACACCUGUCAUUCUGCUGGCCGCUCGUGGUGCCGCCAAACAGCCGCAGCUCAGCAUUCUCAAUGGCAACACCAAGGCCGGAACGGGAAAUGGAAGCGGAAGCGCAGGCGGAGGCGGAGGCGGAGGCGUUACGUUGGUGCGCGUCAAUGCAUCCAAUCGAAAUCAGCGCCAGGUAAUCGUCGCCCCGGAAGUUGCUCCUGUGCAACAGCAAUCGGUGGUCGAGGAGGAGCUAUUGGCCGAGGACGACGAGCUGGAAGAGGAGCUGGAUGAGGAUGCAGUUGCCCUGGCCGGACUCUCCUCUUCGACUGCCCAGAUCCUGCGGAAGUUCCGCAUACCCAAGGGCACAGCCGUGACGGCCAAGUCGGGUGACAACUACCUGGCCAUGCCCACGCCAACACCGUCGCCGCCGGGUGUCGUCAAUUUGGUUAGCUCCGGCGUUGAGGCUUCCGGUUACAUCGAGAACGACGACGACAUCAUCGAGGAGCUCAACGAGGACGACCUGGUCGAGGAGAUUAUCGACGAGGAGCCCAGCCAGGAGCAGCCAGAGUUGCAAGAGGCGGCGACCGCCGAUGGCCUCGAUCUGAGCAGCACGAACAGUGCGACGGCCACAGCGGGCACCACCAUGCUGCUGGCCCCCCAACCGCCUCCGCUUCAGCUGCAGACGGUGGCCUCCAACGGCACCGUGACCUGCUUCAACCUGCCGGCCAACACCAUCCUGCUGCAGUCGGCCGACGGCAGUAUAAUCGCCGCCACCCAGGUGCCGCAUCCCAGCAAGGCGGGUCAGCAGCAGCUGAUUGCGCUGCCAGGCAACGUGGCCCUGGCCACCGAACCGGCGUCGCAGGCUCAGGCCACGUCGGCGCCCCAGGCCACGCAGACCCUGAUCCUGACCGCCGACGGCACGGCCAUUCCCAUCCUGGCCACAACUCCCCAGCAGCAGCAGCAACAGCAGCAGCAGCAACAACAGCAACAGGCUGCCGCUGCUGCUGCUGCUCAGUUGUUCGCCGCGUAGGGUCUAAUGGGUGGCCAAAUGGGUCGAUUUUUGAACAGUGCCACCAUAAUGCCGACCACUUACUUCUUUUAGAAAUCUCUCACCUGUUCAGCGCAGAUUCGGUUGCCCAUGGCGCAAAGCUGGAACUUAGCUCUGUGCCGUCGGCAACGUUUAAAUGUUUUUAGGGUUUUAGAAUACUACUUCAAAAAUCGUCACAUUUGGCCACCAAAAAGCGGGGAAACGCAGCAGGAGCGUUUGCUGUAAAACAGAAAAAAAAAACAGAAAGUCGAAAGAAUAUUAACUCAAACAUAAGCCAAGCUAACUCAUUGAUAUUACCACACUGUUGGAUGUGCAUACGAAAUUUAUUUUUUUACUCAAAAAACCAAAUGCCUACAAGAAUAUAAAUCAAAUGUUGUUCAACACACAGAAAAGCACACACUCGCGAAUGGAUUUGCGGCAGAAUCAAAUGUACUAGUAUUCGGUUCACGGCAAACUUGAGAGCAUCGUAAACUAAUAUAAUUUCUACGCCUAAGCUAAAUUUUAAACGUUUAAGUGCAAACACGAGACACACACCCCAAACCAGUUGUAACUAUUUCACCUGCCUACAGUGCGGGCAGAAUAUGUUUAGUGUAAUUUAGUUUUGCGAGAACGGUUCCGUUUCUCUAAAGGAUAGCUCACUUUUGUAACUACCGGGAGCGUUCUCGAAAGAUACUUAUAAAUAUAAUUUGUUCCUUGCAUAAUGAGAGAUGGACACAGGCAACUAUGCAACGUAUUUCAUGUAGUAUUUAUUGAAUAAGUUCUCAAUCUAUUUAUUUAUUUUUGUUAACUAUUCCCAUCCGUGUACCCCGCCACCCUUAACCUUGUCAUUACACUUUCUUUUGCCAUGUUGUAUAUUCUUUAUAUAUAUAUAUUAUAUAUUUUAUUUGCAAUCUUGUUAUGCCAUUCGUAUAGGAAAAUAGGAAUUCAAGCAUAGCACCGACCUAACAUUACUCUAAGUUGUAGGCCCGAUACUUUAGACUAAAGUAUUUUUUUAACCCAUUCUUGCGACACCGACGGCCCAAGAAUACAGAAACCACACACACAUUAAGCUAAGCGAAGCUAGGGUUAAGCCUAGGCUAACUAAGAUACUUUAACCGAUGGAAGACAAUGAUUUAAAAUAGCUUGUAGUAUGUACUCUAAGACAAAUAAGCAAAACUGAGUUGCACUUCUGUAAGAUAUACUGUAACUAAUAACGAAGCGGAAAAGCUACAAAUAAAGCAACUCGAGUAGCCUACAUUAUGUAUAAUACAAA